This is a messenger RNA of Schizosaccharomyces cryophilus OY26, 501 nucleotides long. RefSeq lists its product as uncharacterized. The record is from RefSeq and is a predicted model, not a curated record. The transcript has 2 exons. NCBI's taxonomy places the organism in Eukaryota, Fungi, Ascomycota, Schizosaccharomycetes, Schizosaccharomycetales, Schizosaccharomycetaceae. The coding region runs from base 1 to 501 and encodes 166 amino acids.
AUGCUACGAAUACUCUUAAGUUGCUCUCCCCCACCUUUUGUUUCAAUCUCUCAAAGUGAAAUGUACAAAUUUGGACGAAAUCAAGAGUCGUCUACAGGAGUGAGAAACGAUCGUUCAAUUUCUAAAGAAGUUUCUUCGACGCAGAAGAACAACUUUUUAACGUGCAUGCGAUGCAAGCUAGCUAAAGGCCGUAAUGGGUACAACAAAUCCCAAUGGCAGAAAGGGUACCGAAGUUGGCGUGGUGAAAUCGUAGCAAUCUCUGAAGCUAAAGCAAUUUGCUCAUCGUGUCAACCAAAGCAAGCAGACGUACUGAAUUGCCCUGCCUGUAAUGAGGACAAACCUGUUGCUGCGUUUUCAAAGUCUCAACGCAAGACGAUGGCUCCAAGGUGUCAAGCUUGUGUCCAUUUACAAAGAAAUGAUGGCAUUGAAGAUAAUGAUGAUGAAGCAUUUAUCGAUCCCUUCGAGGAUGAGGAGGAUGAUGAUUUUGAUUUUGAAGACUAG